AUGACGAGACUACCCCUCCUCCUCCCUCUCCUCUCGCCUCGCAUCGCCUCCCCACCGCCACCCGCGCGCCGCAUCGCCGUAGCCGCCGCGGUAGCAGGCGUCGAGGACGCGGCCAUGUCGGCUGAGUCUACCGGGGAGUACCCGUGCCCAGUGUCCCCUCCCUACCCGGCCGCCUCCAAGGACGUGGAGCUCCGGCGCGCCAUGACCGCUUCCGCCCGCUCCGGCGCCUACUCCUCCGCCACCAUCGUGUUCGAGGACGAGUGGCUCUCCGUAGUCGACAAGCCCGCCGGCGUCUACUGCGAGGCCCUCCUCUCCGCCCUCCCCUGCUCCACCGAAGCUGCAGGGAAUCCUUCAAAUAGACCUAACCUUCACCUUGCCAACAGGCUGGAUCGUGAUACUAGUGGUCUCAUGGUCAUCACCAAAUGCAACAAGGUUGCAGGUAAGCUGGUGAAGGCCUUUACUGAGCACAAAGUCAAGAAAACAUAUCUUGCUCUUUGCAUAGGUUACCCACCGUCGUGGGACAAGAUUAAGAUAUGUUCUGGCCAUGGGCGAUCGAAACACGGUGCUUGGCGUGUGUAUGCAAUGUCUGAUGUUGGCCGAACACUGCCAGGGGGGUCCUCUGUAAGGGACAUGAGCACAAAAUUUGAAUUGUUAGGAACCAAUGGUAAAGGACAGUUUAGAGAACCAUCUAAUGUUGAUAGUGAUGAUAUAGAGUUGAUUACUGUGCAAGAGAAGGCGGCUGACCAUACUUCAAACGGUGAUGUGAAGAACGACAUGAUUUUUGUUAGAGCCUAUCCUCAAAGUGGUCGGACACAUCAGAUUCGUCUGCACUGUCAGUACCUUGGGUUCCCUAUCAGAGGGGAUGUAAAGUACGGAGGAGUGAUCGAGUGGAACGAUGUGGCUUGUGAUGGUCAUGCGUUGCAUGCAGAGAGUUUGUCAUUUGUACACCCAGUCACUGAAUUGCCUGUCACAUUCCGAGCACCUCUCCCUUCAUGGGCAAAUGAAGUUAUUUCAACAAUGGGAUGAAAUACCCUGGAGCCUAUUUGUGAUGCAUGGCUCUCCAGUUUUACUGAAAGUUUCGACAAUGUUUAACUGACAGAAGCACCUCUUGGAUGUCCUCACAGAGAGCAAUACUCGUCAGUGAUCAUGGGAAAGAGAAUUCUAACACUUUUUUUGUGGCUCGAUAGUAGCUUUAUGGGUGAACAAUCCUGGACAUAUGUAAUUAAUGAU
Lolium rigidum is the source of this 1230-nucleotide messenger RNA. Its product is annotated as RNA pseudouridine synthase 1-like. The transcript has 2 exons. The record is from RefSeq and is a predicted model, not a curated record. Gene Ontology annotation, molecular function: pseudouridine synthase activity; RNA binding. Gene Ontology annotation, biological process: pseudouridine synthesis. Bases 1 to 1026 code for a protein of 341 amino acids. NCBI's taxonomy places the organism in Eukaryota, Viridiplantae, Streptophyta, Magnoliopsida, Poales, Poaceae.